CCUUUCACACAGGUAGCUGUAGCUGAUCCCAGGGUUAUUAUCAUCAUGAAGAUGCAGUCCGUCUUUGCUUUCGUCCUUGUGGGGCUGUGGUGCUCAGCUAUAGCAGCCGAGGACGCGGGACAGCUGGCCAACGUGGAGGCGGAUCCGGCGGUGGCUUCUUCCGAGGCGGAGGCGGCGGGGUCGAGCUACGGCCACGGCCACGGGCACGGGCACAGCGUGGGCGCGGGCCUGGUGAGCAUCGCGCAGGGCGCCGUGGACGCUGCCCACGCCGCAGUAGCCGGGCAGCCGGCCGCGGGCGGCCAGGCCGCCUUCCAGGCCAAGAACGCCCUCGCGCAGAACGCCGCCGCCGCGGCAGCCACGGCGCAGGCCGCGCUCGCCGGCAAGCAGCUGAUCGUGGCUAACCUGGAGCAGGCACAGCGGGACGCUCUGGUGCAGGUGGAGUCUGAGCUGCUGCAGCUGGCGCAGGCGCAGCGAGCUGCCACGACGGCGGCCGAGUCCGUGGAGGCGACGCAGAACCAGGUGCGCGCAGUAACGGCGGCGGUGAACGCUGCGCAGGUGGCGGCCGACCAGGCGGCGCGCGCAGCGCAGGAGGCGCAGGCCGAGCUGGCGUCGCAGAGCGGCAUGGUGGCGGCGGCGCGCACGCGCUUCGGCCAGGCGCAGGCGCAGCUGGAGGACGCGCGCGCAGACCUGGCCGCCACGCAGCACGCCGCACAGCAGGCCGCUGCAGCUGCUCAGGCCGCACAGGCCAAUGCGCACAAGCACAGCCACCACUGACCUCGCCGUUUCUUUGCUGAGUUUGAUACUCCAGUUCCAUUCUCAGCAGCGUAACAAGUAACAUCUAUCCUCUCCUCUCCUCCAUCGGUAUGGAUAAUGUGGGGCUUUGCACAUAAUUUGUCUGAUUACUAGUAAUUAGUACUAUUAUAUUAUAAGAUUGUAACAAUGUUCCCUCAGACUCUUUUCUUGUUUGUCAACAAAUAUCUACCAACUAUACUGAAGAAGAAUAACACACUCAAUGAGAGUCAAAGAUCAUAAGAGAGGUAUUGCAUGGAGAUUUUCCUGUACUUGUUACUUCAGUAUUAUAAUAAACAGGAACUAGCUGCUGUGAAAUUUCAGAGAGCUAUUUCUAUAAGUGUA
Molecule: messenger RNA, 1134 nt
Organism: Schistocerca piceifrons (Central American locust)
Lineage: Eukaryota; Metazoa; Arthropoda; Insecta; Orthoptera; Acrididae
Product: nuclease SbcCD subunit C-like
Exons: 5
Coding region: 46-774 (242 amino acids)
Source: RefSeq, a predicted model, not a curated record